Messenger RNA from Amphibalanus amphitrite, 2852 nucleotides. RefSeq names its product cyclic AMP-responsive element-binding protein 3-like protein 2. The transcript has 9 exons. Gene Ontology annotation, molecular function: RNA polymerase II cis-regulatory region sequence-specific DNA binding; DNA-binding transcription factor activity, RNA polymerase II-specific. NCBI's taxonomy places the organism in Eukaryota, Metazoa, Arthropoda, Thecostraca, Balanomorpha, Balanidae. Bases 415 to 2121 code for a protein of 568 amino acids. Gene Ontology annotation, cellular component: nucleus. Gene Ontology annotation, biological process: regulation of transcription by RNA polymerase II. The record is from RefSeq and is a predicted model, not a curated record.
AUGUUUGUAACAGGUGAAAGAAGCUAGAUUUAUGGAAGAUUAUCUACUUUGUUUAUCCAGAGAUGUAAAAGUACCUGUAGUCAAAUGAAAUUUAUAGGUUCACAUCUAUUUUAUUAGUGAUUUUUAGCAGGAAAAAGUAUCCCAAGAUACCUUCAGUGGUUUAUAUGCAGAAAAAUUUUGCAUUUAGAUCUAGUAUGAUUUAUUUUUUUAGUUGUUUUCAAUCUUGUAUACUAAAAACAAGCCAUCUGGCAUUCUUUUGGCAGCGAGCCAGCGGCCACGGAGGCUGCGGCCACGUCGACAGCUCCAAAUGGGCUGUGGUGGAGGUGGAAAGUGAGGACGUAGAAAAUACCAGUGCACGGCUGGCUCUGGACUUGGAACAUACGACCAGAGGCCAGAUCCAAACAAGGAAACAAAAUGGACUUCUUCCCAGUCAGCCCGGGACCAUUCCUGCCUGACAUCGCCAUUGAUAGGAAGUCUAAAGAUGAUCUCAGCCUGAAUCUUGACCUGGAGAACUUCCCAGAAAACAUUUUUGAUAAGCAAGAACCAGAAAAGUUUAUUGAGCCUACAAAGGAGGAUAGCCUGUUUGAUCAUGCACAGGGCAAUGACUUCAGCAUGUUUGACAACCUGGAUUCAUUCCUGCAAGAGUUUGGCAACAGUGUCAGCGAACCGGGCCUGCUGUCGCCCUCGCCAGCGCUGUCAGACAGUGGUCUGUCCAACACCAGCUCUGACCAGAUCAUGUCACCUGAUGACAAUGGCGAAGAUGAUCUGAGCGGCACGGACAUGUCGGAGCCGGAGCAGGAGUCGGAGCAGCUCGGCUCCAAACCGGAGCAGAGCGCCGCGGAGCCGGAGCGCUCCUUCAACCCGAUCGACCUGAUCAAGAUCGAGCCGCCGUCCCCUGACUCCACAACCGAGCGGGUCGCCACCGUCUGCACAAGUGUCGGCGAGCGGACGGCAGUACCGGCGGCGGCGCGUCCCGUCACCACCGCCCCCGCGCCGCCGACCGUCACCGUCCUCCGCCAGGCGCGGCCCGGACAGUCCAUCCUCAUACCCGUCAACAUCAAAGGCUCCGGCAACAUCAAGACGGUCAAGAUCCUCAGCGCGCCCGGCAAUGUCAAGUCUCCGACUAUUGUGGGUGAGCUGCGCCCGACCGCCAUCCGCCACGGCGGCACCACGCGCAUGGUGUACAGUAUCGCCGGCGGAGAGCGCCUCCACACCUCCACCGGUCCGGUCAUCACCGUCUGCAGCAGCCGACAGGGGGACGCCGCCACCUCCGGCGUGGGACUGGCAGACGGACAGAAAAAGAAACUCGACCUCUCCAUCGAGGAACGGCGACUGCUGAAGAAGGAGGGAGUCCUUCUGCCCACCCACUACCCACUCACUAGGGAGGAAGAGAGGGAACUGAAGAGGAUCCGACGCAAGAUCCGCAACAAGAUGUCCGCCCAGGACAGCCGCAAGCGGAAAAAGGAGUACAUUGACGGACUGGAGGACAGGGUACGGAUGUGCACUGCCGAGAACCAGGACCUGCACAAGCGCAUCAAGCGGCUGGAGACUCAGAACGGCCAGCUGGCGGCUCAGAACAGCUCCCUGAGCACCCACAACGAGACGCUCACCUCGCAACUGAAGCGGCUACAGGCGCACAUCACGCGGGUGGCAUUGGGCGCCGGCCGCGGUGUGGCCCACCCGAGCACCUGCCUGAUGAUCUUGCUGCUGUCGCUGUCACUGUGCGUCCUGCCCAGCCUCAAAGACGAGGCGUCCGAUGAGGCAGCGCUAGGCAAGGCUGAUUCGAGCCGCGGGGCGCGCACCCUGCUCCAGUCGAGCAAGGCCGACUUCCUCAGCGCCUACCUGACGCGCAAGCCGCAGUUGGCCGGCCUGGCCGGCUUCGACCUGGAGUUAUCGGACGCCGAGGACGACUCGGCGCCGGCGGCCGACCGGCCGGCCGUCGGCCCAGAGCCGCCGCGCAAACGGGCGCGGCUGGCCGAGCCGGCGCGCUGGCAGGACGCGCUGCGCGAGGACCCGCUGGACGACGGUCCGCCGCCGGAGCCGGGCCCGGCGGCCGGCGCGCAGCACAACGGCACCCGGCCGCCGGCCGCCAGCCUGGUGCUCACCGUGAAGCGGCAGUGAGCGCCGCCGGCGCCGCCUGGUGGCACGCCGCCAGCGCUGCCUAUCGUCCAUUCCAUGAGGCGCCGGCCGGUGGGGGUUCGGAGCGCGAUGCGAGGUGCGGUGUGGUUUUAGCCGGGUCGGCCGGGCCCGAUGCGACUGCCGGCUGGGGCGCCCUCGCCGUGUAAAUACGCAUGUGUCGAGUCACUCUCUGGGGCCGCUGCCUCGCCGGCCGUCCCUCUCGCUGUCCGGGUGCGAGCAGCGGUGGCGGCGGCCGUACAAAGCGUCCCAGUGCGCUGGUGUUUUCUACGUUUAAACACUUUAAAAAUGCAUAAAAAUAGCAAAAGAUAUAUCAGAUCUAAAUCCAGUUACAUGCUCCAAGAGUGACCCUUCAGCAAUGCAUAAACCAAAUGCGGAAUGCGACACCUUUAUUUAUAGAUACGGUGAUAUUGUGCAUUUCCGUCGAUGUGUGUAGCGAUUACUAGCUCGCUGGCUGCCAGCAGGGUCUCACGGGCUGGCCGCGCGCGUGUGUGCUUGCUCGGGAAGGGUGCGGGACUGCGGAAUUGGUGCUGGAAACUUGGCCGUCGGCUCGGCUCGGCGACGGUGUGCGAGCGAGCGUCUGUGUAUGGGUGUGUUCUACGCGUGCCGUUCGUGUGCCAGCCUGCCUGCCUGAGUGUUGUGCACCCCGGCCGACCUGACCUGACCUGACCUGGCCGGCCGGCCGGACCCGACUGACAAAUAUACUGGAGCAUGGA